Molecule: messenger RNA, 360 nt
Organism: Phytophthora nicotianae INRA-310
Lineage: Eukaryota; Oomycota; Peronosporomycetes; Peronosporales; Peronosporaceae
Exons: 2
Coding region: 1-360 (119 amino acids)
Source: RefSeq, a predicted model, not a curated record
AUGUGUUGGAAGGUCGUCUUUGCAGCCCUGGACGAGAAAGCCAACACGUCCUCGGACGUGGCGAGUGCAGUGCAAAAGGGCACCCUCCUGAAUUUCCACAAGUGCCUAGGGCACCUCAAUUUCGACGCGGUAAAGCGUCUAGCACGCGAUCGGAGCUCAUGCAUCGAGCGGAUCGUUCACAAGAAUGUGAAUCGCUUGAUCAGUGCUCAAGCGAGGACCAAGGCCAUGGCCGAGGAGCUGCAGGCUCUCCAGGCCAACGAGGUGUGGGAAGUGGUUAAAAUGCCGCGUGGUGUGCACAUGUUGCACACCAAGUGGGUGCACAAGACAAAGCUGGGCGCUGAGAGUCUCAUAGAGCAAUAG